GUACUUUCGCAGCAAUUAAUUGCUCUCUUGUCGAAGUGUGGGUUUAUGAAGUUCAUAAUUACAAAUGAUGCAUCCAGGCAUUGCAUUAUUUUAUAGCAAAAAUGCUGCCAUUGGUGACGAUUGCGUGCAUCUUCCCAACAAUUCCUAUCUUCAUUUUCGCAUUACUAGUCGUUGGCUGUUCUUCCAAAAAGACGGGACCUGAAGGUGGAGAAAAAAAGGAUGGACGAGCAGAUCAGGGACAACCAAUACCAAUACCAAGGUCAACACCUGCAGCAAUAUUUCCUCCUCAGCCUGCUGCACCUGCAGAAAAGAAACCAAACGAAAAAGAAAUAAACAAAGAGAGUGCACCGAAAAAAGAGACUAACACUGUUGGUGCCGCAGUUGGAGGUGGCGAAAAGGAGGAGGAAGAUGGAGGUUACGAAUCAUGCCCUGAUAUGACACCUGAACAACUUGCCAAAAUUGCAAACGAAUCUCCAGCAAAAUAAAUCAGUAAAUAAUGCAAAUAGAACGGUAUGAGGAAUGAGAAGAUAGAAUGAUUUUGAAGCUUUACUUAAACGGAGAAAGAAAGAACUGAAUAAUAAAGUCCUAACAUGACCCACAAUUCCUUGGACCACGUAAUGAUCUUUGGCUGACUUCGUUUCUUAAGUUUAUAUUUUAUCGGUGAGUAAAACUUGCCAAUAAAUUCAGAGAAUGAUCCAUGUAAAUAUGAAAUGUCAAAACCAGAAGUUAGACAA
Messenger RNA from Loa loa (African eye worm), 734 nucleotides. RefSeq lists its product as hypothetical. The record is from RefSeq and is a predicted model, not a curated record. The coding region runs from base 102 to 485 and encodes 127 amino acids. Lineage: Eukaryota; Metazoa; Nematoda; Chromadorea; Rhabditida; Onchocercidae. The transcript is spliced from 5 exons.